Molecule: messenger RNA, 624 nt
Organism: Enterobius vermicularis (human pinworm)
Lineage: Eukaryota; Metazoa; Nematoda; Chromadorea; Rhabditida; Oxyuridae
Source: the annotation of a GenBank genome assembly
AUGCAGCGUCUGAAAGAUUUUUGGAAUGAUAUUGCUGGAGAUCGGGUUGAUUAUGCACUAUUUGAAUCCAGGAAUGGUAGUACAGAUAUUACAAUAUUUCGUGAAAAUUCACCACGAUUUCGACUUUUCGGAACAAAUAUACACGUUACAUUAGGAGCCGUUAUUGCUGCAUCAAUAGGACUUGUUGUUACCAUUGGUUUUUGUAUCGUCUAUACCUUUUAUCAUACCCGUGGUCGUGGACGAAAUCAGUUUAUCGAUCAUCUUGAACUUGUAGACUUAAUCUUCGCUAUCUUUUUUGGUUUACCCUGUCAUUAUUUAUUGUUUUAUGGAAUCUAUAAGGAGAAUAAGCGAUAUUUAACACCAUUUCUGAUAUUUUAUUGCUCAAAUUUUGUUCUCAAUGUGGUAUUUACAUCAAUCACAUUGGUGGCAACAGCAAUCGACAUACAUAGACUGCUGCUUGGACAAGUUCGAUACGAUUUUGGUUGGGUUAUUUUUCAGGUAUUAUUUACUACAGCGCAAGGUUUUGCCAUCUAUUUAGUUCUUCGUUGUCGAAAAUAUUUGAGUGCAAAGGAACACUGGAAAAAACUUUCAAAACAGGUAAAUGAAAUUCUUGAAAAACAUUAA